Molecule: messenger RNA, 2550 nt
Organism: Strongylocentrotus purpuratus (purple sea urchin)
Lineage: Eukaryota; Metazoa; Echinodermata; Echinoidea; Camarodonta; Strongylocentrotidae
Product: ileal sodium/bile acid cotransporter
Exons: 3
Coding region: 396-1811 (471 amino acids)
Cellular component (GO): membrane
Source: RefSeq, a predicted model, not a curated record
AAGACUCAUGCACUGAUCAAUGCAAGAUGUGCACGAUCGGAGUAUUACAAUGGGCAUACAUGUACGUUAUCUCUUGAAGUCAUAUUUUACGUUAUGUCAGUGUCUGCGUCAUAUUUAAAGUAAAACAUACUAGUCUUAUGACGAUCAUAACAAGAUUCAUAUGUCAACAAGGCUUUAUUAACAGCACACCCGCCUUUUGCCUGAAAUUACAGUAAUGUGCAACGUCAGUGCUUUCGCAGUGGAUGCUAUUUGCUUGUUGGUUGUUCUUUUUUUAGUCUGUGAGGAGAAGCACGAUCUAGCCGGUGGCCCUUGUCUGAAUUUGAUCACUGAUUGUUCCGUUUGGUGGCCCACUAAUUGUCCAAAACGUUGUCAAGAGCUGAGAUCGUGAAGUUAAGAUGGCAGUCAAAAGCUUUGGAAAGCAUCCAAUAAUACUCCUAAUCUUGGCGUCAUCUUGGACAUUCGGAGCCGCCGUUGACGUAAGUGUUGACUUCGGAAAUGCUGAUUUUGUCAUCGUAGAAGCUUUUAAUGAAAUCGAGCUCAACGUAACGGUCACAUGUCUUGCCAGAUAUGGCGGAGACUUGACAUUCGUGUCAGCAGAUGAAUCAGUGUUUACUGUUCGUGAUAACACGAGUAUGAUUGAGUGCUUUCCAGGAGAUAAUGUUACAAACGUGACAUAUUCACUGUACCUUGACGGAGUCGCACUAGGUGUAGCCGAUAUGCGAACAGUGUUCCAGAAUUCCUCAGGCGAAUAUCUUAUCGAUACCUACCUGGUGAAAGUUUUAAGGAAGCCGCUGUUUACCCCGACAGCUUUAGCGGCUGUUCUCCUUGUGUGGAUAUGUGUGUCGUAUGUUACGAUGGGGAGCAAGAUUGAGCCAAAGUUAAUGUGGGAGCACAUAAAACGACCUCGUGCUGUAUUGAUUGGUUUGUUAUGUCAGUUUCUCAUCAUGCCUCCGCUGUCUUUUGCUAUCGCCAAGGCGUUCCAGUUGGACGACGCAGCUGCCAUCGGGCUUAUACUCGACGGGACAUGCCCAGGUGGAUGGUUUAGCAACGUAUUCACGCUCCUGCUCGAUUGCGACUUCAAUCUCAGUCUAACGAUGACGUUUAGCUCAACUGUCCUAGCGCUUGGCAUGAUGCCUUUGAACCUGUUCAUCUACACUCGCUUCUUUCUUGACCAUAAUAAACAGCUUCAGGCACCAUACGGUCAGCUCGCCAUUCAACUAGCUUUUCUCGUUGUUCCUGUCGUCAUUGGGCUCGGGCUCAGCCACAAGUUUCCGAAAGUAAAACGUAUUUUUGAUAAAAUGCUGCGGCCGAUGUUGGCCGGAUUGGUGGUGGUCGCUCUCGGAGUGGGAAUCCCGACGCAAUACUACGUCGUCCUGGUUUCCUGGAAGAUAUGGAUUGCCUCUGCUGUCUUUCCGCUAAUCGGAGGUAUGCUAGGCUUUGGCAUCGCUCGCCUGACCUGUGUAGACCUCAAACCUGCUGUCACAAUCGCCAUUGAAACGGGUGUCCAGAAUAGCUUACUGGCCAUCACAGUGGUGACUCUGUAUUAUGAUCAACCUGAGAUUGAUCUCAUUGGACGUGUUCCCGCGCUCAUCGGACUCCUUGUCGUAAUGGAGGGAGGGACACUAGCCAUAGUCAAAUCCAUCAGGGAUUUCUACAAGAAAAGGACAGAAGUGCCUCAUGUAGAGUUGGAUGAAGAGACUGAAGAUGUGGACAAGGAAAGAACUGUAUCGUCAACCACGGUAGACCCUUAUAUUUUACAAGAAAGAGGAAACCAACAACUGGACAACUCUCAUGAUGUGCCAAAGUUAUAAAUUGUUAUUGGAUAUUUUACAGUUUUAUAUAUAUGAAACAAUAUAUAUCUGUAAUUUUCAUUUUGCAGGUAAUAAAAAUUCCAUAGUCGAUAUGGUUAAUGAUAAAAACCUUUCAGAUGCCUUUGGGACAAUCACGGUUGAUAUGGGUUCAUUGUAAUAGUUUUGUAUUUCGAAUUGAGACAUUUACAAAUAAUCAAUUUUAUGUGUGGGUUAAAUAAAUUAUCUUUAACGCAAUAGCAUUCCAUAGUAAACUUAUGAUAUAAUAUUUGGCUAAGCAUAAUAGGCCUAAGUAAAAUGUUUCAUACUUUAUAUUGGAAUUAUUGUUGACUGCAUCGUUUACCUCUUUUAUAUAGCCAUUAUGAAUGACAAAGUUUCAAGAUUUAGAAUGUAUCAUAACAAAUAUUUUGGUUUGUGUGCUGUCAUCAAUUAAAAUUGAGAUACUUUUUAUACCUUUGUAUUUUGUGUUCAGUAAUUUAUCCAGAAAUUAAAGCAAAAAUGGAGGCGCAACUCCCUGUAGAUGGGAAGACCGAAUGUAGGCUGCGGAAAUAUGACGUAUUUAGUAUUGAGUUUUCAUUUUAUUUUCAUGUAAACUCACCGGUUUCGUGUUUAGGGGGGGGGGGUGGGUGGGCUUCAGACAUGGGGCAUAGUCUGCUUCUCACUAUGCUUAAAUAUCAUUGGAAGUAAUUCCUUUUCGUUUAUAUAUAUAUAUAUAUAUAUAUAAUGGAAUCUAAAACUGAAC